GUGGGCUGGCAGCUGAAGAACCUGGUAAACUCUUUACGCAGCAAUCCUGCGGGUGUGACCCUCACGCUAAAGAAACGACCUCAAAGUACUCUCACGUCAGCCCCAGCCUUACUCAAGAACAUGAGAUGGAAGCCCCUCGCCCUGCAGCCCAUCAUUCCUCCCAGCCCCAGCAGUGGUGUGGCCACACCAUCAAGCACCCUCAGCACCCCAUCCAGACGGGACAGCUGCACUCUACAGGACCUCUUCAUCCCCCCUCCCCCAGAUGACCCAUACACACCCAGAGCCAACAUAGGAAAUCUUACCAGCAACUGCCAGCAGGCUGCUAAAGGUUCUGAUUCGCCCAAUUCCUUCCUGGAUCAGGAGUGCCGGAGGCAAUUCCCCCUGUUAGAUGAGGAUGCGGUCCUGUACUGUUACGAGUAUGAUCAGAAUCAGGGCCCUCCACCCUUACACAGGGACAGCACUACUACAUAUGGACGGCUGAGGCCUAUUUCCAUGCCUGUAGAAUAUAACUGGGUUGGAGACUAUGAAGAUCCCGCCAAGCUGACAAAAGAGAUCAGAAGAGAAAACUCCCUGCUGCGAUAUGUAAGUGAGGACAAGGCAGGGACAGAGGAGUACCACACUGGACGUCGCAGUAGUCGGCGUAGUAGAAGGAAAAGUGAGAAAGUUGCUAGCCCCGCCCACUACGCCCUAGUCCCCACCCUGCAGCAGGACUCGCUGGCCACACCCACAUCUGAAACCUCAUCUGUCUAUCUUACAUUUGAUAGAUCGUCCAUACUUUCCCGGUCUAAGAAAGUGAAGUUAAGAGCUGGAUCCCUGCCCUCCAUUAGUAAGCGGCGAAUCUCCUGCAGAGACUUGGGUCAAGGUGAUUGUGAGGGUUGGCUCUGGAAGAAGAAGGAUGCAAAGAGUUACUUCUCUCAGAAAUGGAAGAAAUACUGGGUUGUGCUGAAAGAUGCCUGCCUAUACUGGUACACCAAUGAAGAGGAUGAGAAGGCAGAGGGCUUUGUCAGCCUACCUGAGUUCAACAUUGAUCAGGCCAACAAAUGUCGCAAAAAGUUUGCUUUUAAGGCUUGCCAUCCUAAAAUCAAGAGCUUCUACUUUGCUGCGGACAACAUGGAUGAUAUGAAUAGGUGGCUCAGUCGACUGAACAUGGCGGCAACAGCUCACUCGGAGCAGAAGAGGAUUCGACAGGAUCAUGAUUACUGGAGCGAGAGUGACCACGAGGACGCUGAUCAGAUGUCCUCAACACCCAAACAGGAUAGCCCUCCACCUCCAUAUGACACUUACCCUCACUCCACCUCAGCAAGUCCGUUCCAGGAGUCCCAACAUAUCCGCCCACCCUCCACAGAGACCAUCCAGUCCCGCUCUCCCCUCUCCGAGACACAUGGGGGCAGCGUGAGCAGUGCCAGCUCCCCUGGCCGAAAGUCUGCUAGCCAGCGGCGUUCAUGGCAGGACCUCAUCGAGACACCCCUCACCAGCUCUGGCCUCCAUUUCCUCCAGACUCUGCCAUUGGAUGACUCCGUGUUUGUCGACCCCAGUCGAUCCAUGCCCGUCGAGCUCCGCCGCCAGUCGACACUCCCUGCCCAGCACGGGCUGCCGCCAGAACACUACAUCCAACCCACUACACCCACCCAGCCCAGCCAAAAGCCCAUCACAGCUGUAGGAAGAGUAGAAGGUGGUGGAGUAGGAAGCAAGCACCGCAGUUUCACCUUGCCCCGUGACAGUGGUCUUCAUGCCAUCCUGGCUGCCACCAACACAGCUGAACACACAGAUGCACAGUGCUACCACCUGGGACGGGCCCAUGCCAGACACACAGGUCCAGAGCGGGAGCGCAGGCACCAGGCUGACUCGUUGGUGGAUUUGUACAGGGCUCUGGAGAGGACUAAUCUAUCACCUGUCAAUGAGCACAGGUCCUCUUCUCGAUUAGAGUACAAGCGAUCAUUCGUCCACCGCUGCAAUGAUCCGUUACUUAAUGAAAAGCUGCACCGCCUGCGAAUCCUUCAGAACUCAUUCAAGGACAUCCCACUUCAAGAGGCAGAGACUAAGAUCAUCCAUCGGGAUGUGUAGCCAGAGAUGGAGAGACACAGCACCAGUCAUUUCAUAUCUGCUAUAAAAAAAGAUUCGCUCUCUUUCCCUGGAGGGUUCAUCUUAGUAUCUUUUAUCAAACAUCUACAUCUUUCCUAAGAAAUAUUUCUCACUCUUUGACUCUUGUUGUUUUUUGUUGCAGCAUUCACAAUUGUCCUCUCAUUGCACUCACUCACUUUCUUUGCUUUGUUAUUGCACAUGAUAUUGGCAUUAUUUUGUAUGUAAACUUCUUUUCUUUUGAAUGAUUUGUGUUUGUAAUAAUGACUUUGGCCUCCAUCAGAGACCAAAUAACUGCACUUCCAAUUAACUCUAUCCUACAGCAGUCUGUCAUGACUGAAAAACAAAUUUAGGGAAAGAAUAAAACUACUGAUGUAGAAAUCUGAUUUGCAUGGCCAUUGUCUGGUUAAUAGAUUUUCUGUUUGUGAUGUUUCUUAACUGAGAGUGUUAAUUCCAGUUUGACAGGAUGCAAUGAUUGCGUGUCUGUGUGUGGUUGUGUGUUGAAAGCCUUGGUUUGUUGUAAAUAAUGUAUGUUGUAAUAUUCUGACCGUUUGCACCCUAGCAGCAAGGUUCUUGCAAUAAUGUUGAACUAAAACGAUUAGUUUAACACUGUCUAUUUUUGUAAGCAUGAUAUUUAUUGAGAUGUUUGUACAUCGUUUUGUAUGCUCAAAUAUGUUUUAUCUGAAGAUAACUGCAGGCGUAAAUUCCUUUUCAUGUGUUCCUGAAAGAUCUUUAACAAAAUGAAACUUUCAUGUGAAAGUGCCAGUGUUCUAGUAUCUCCAAAAAAGUAAUUUUAUCAAUAAAUUGUUUGAUGUUUUGA
Molecule: messenger RNA, 2899 nt
Organism: Carassius gibelio (silver crucian carp)
Lineage: Eukaryota; Metazoa; Chordata; Actinopteri; Cypriniformes; Cyprinidae
Product: connector enhancer of kinase suppressor of ras 2
Exons: 14
Biological process (GO): regulation of signal transduction
Cellular component (GO): membrane; cytoplasm
Source: RefSeq, a predicted model, not a curated record